UACACUUUGAAUAUAGUCGUUAGACAGUUCACGAAAUAUGCAGAACGGAAAUUGAACAUAUGCCUCAAUAGCUCCCCACUAGACCAGGAGCCAAAUAUAGUGGAGAUACUAUGUGAAGGCGUAGAUCCAAUGUUCGAUCGAAUAAUAUCCUCAUUAGGUUACAUUGCAAGGAGGACUCCAAAGAGAGUUACAGAUGCAGUGAUGCACUGGCGUCGUGGGAAGUCAGAGUUAAGAGAAAUGGCAAGAGCCAUGUUGGAAAAGGAUAUGGCAGCUUAUCAAAAUACGCUAUCGAAAAACAGAACGCACAAUUAUCACAGAAAAUCAAUAUCUCGAUCGAAAAUGUCUGCUGAGCUGCCAUCGAAUCAAGUGUCAAACGAAAGAUCUACCAAAGAAUUAGAAGAACAAGCACAGAAGUCAGAAAUAACAUUUACUCAAGCAGAUCGUCAGUUUACUAUAAGUACUUUCAUAUUGUGGAGGGUUUUGAUUGAAGUGAUCAAGCAGACAUCCUCUUCUACUUUGAUGGAAGAUACCGGUCUCGAAGAGAUCAUGUACAAUUAUUUGAGAAGCAUAGAUCCAUAUUUAGUUAGUCGUUCGUUGAUUCACUCAGCAAAUUGGAACUUACUUUCGGAACUAAUUGGCCAUAUGUCCGAUAAAUCUUUUUUGAGUGUUAGUGAUCGGUUCAUCGCAGAUUUGGAAAAGUUUCCAACAGGAUAUACGAGUGGGAAGUUGUUUUCAGAAGCCAGUCUCAACCUUCUCAUUCAUGGUAUGAGGUAUUUACAAUUUUCCAAUUCUUCCCUUGAAAGGUUUGAAGAAGGUGCAGAUUUCAUCAAAAGUUUAGCCAAGUUUUUCUACAAAUGUGAAAACGAAAACAUAUUCUUAUCAUACUGCGAUGUCAUUAAUCAGCUCUUACUAUCCCUUGCGGGUACACUUACUGCAGAGGUAAACCAUCCAACAUGGGUAGAUGCAAUAAAAGUUAUCUAUUCGAAAAGUCUCACCAUUGCCAGCUCGAACUCAAACAAAUAUUGGAACAGUGCAAUGACUUUGGCUGUUACAGCUUUAUCUGUUGCUCCAAAAGAAAUGUUUGAGAGCAAAUGGAGAGAUAUUGUUGAUGUCAUAACGAAAAGACUAAAACCAAAAACAUCUGCUUCCGAGAAGUUGAUUGUGAUUACAUGUGUUACCAGACUAACAUGGGCUUAUUUAUUUCGAUAUUCAGAUACCUUGAACUCUAAAACACGGACAAUGGAAGUACUUGCAAACCUUCUAUUUUUGAAUAUUCAGAAAAAGCAACAAUGGCUGACAGAAGAUGCUUUGCUGAUCCAAACGGCAGUCCAAUUUUUCCGUGCGCUUGCUUACUCUCAACUUAAUUUUACCUUAGAGAACAUUUUCAUACCUUUUUUGAAGUCUUCAUUCAAUAACUUCAAUUUCGAGAUCAUAAGCCACGAAAAGCUAUUACUUUGCAUCAGAUCAUACUGCUGCAUUCUUUGGGACCAUCAAAACCACGAAAGACCACCAUUUCCCACAGAUGACGUUAUACAGAAUUCCCUUGACCCUCUGGAAUUCAGUAAUAUUGGAGCAGGAAAUGUUUUUGAGUACGAGGCUUCUAAUUCCCAAGUCCAUGAGGAAAUUUCAUCCAUUUUCUUAAAAGUUAUGUUUUUAUUGGAAUCUCAGUGUGGCUGCAAAACUUUAGACUAUUCUCCUGGUACGGGAUCUGCACCUGCAACUCCAUCUUCUGCGACAAGCUCUUCAAGUUUACACCAAAGAAUAUCGAGUUUAACGUAUUUCCAUACUGCGGAUGACACAUCUUACAAAAAUAGCGAGCUUUUCACAACAGUCAUCACAAGUAUUUCUUGGUGUGCAAACACCACAAACUCUUCUCAGUAUAGAAAGAUUGUUGAACUACUAGUCAAAAAUUGCAUUCAUGAGAAUGAGACUACUGCACAGUUCUGCAUUGAUGCACUAAAGAUCUUAAUCUGUAAGAAGAAUCCAAAUCUGAUAACGACCACUUUUGCAACAAUCGCUUUUUGUCUAGACGAGAAAGUAUCCAACCUGUCCGCUCAUGAGUAUUUAUCUUCUGACAACUAUGUGAAACUGCUCGAGGUGUAUUUGGAAGUUCUUCAAUCUUGGCUUGAAUCUUUGACCGAAACAGAAGAGCAAGAUACCGAGGACACCGCAAAUGCGAUGUACAAUGUUAACCAUGGCUUUGUACAAGAGGAAAUUAGGGAAACCAAAAAGAUCGAGUCCUUAGAGCUGAAAAGUAUGGCCACAUUGAUUGAUGAUGUGGAGGGAAAUGCCUUAUUUUUCCUAUUCAGUCAUGAUUUCCGUGUGCGAUACUUGGGUUGCCAAAUUUUACGAAUGGUUACCCAAUUUGAUGAAGCAAUAUACAGCUUGUCUACAGAAGACAUAGAAGUGAAAAAAGGACACAAUAGGCUUCCUUCUAAGUUUGCAGCAGAGUCUGGAACUAGAAUUAUAGAAGUUCUAGGAUCACUAAACUUCGUGGAUUUUGCGAAGCUCAAGAAAGCACAAUUCAGCGAAGCUGAACUCAAAAGAUAUAAUAAGUUUGCGAACAACGACAGAAAGAACUCAAUUAUAAAACUAGCCGAAAGCAGUCACGGUGUAGACGCAGCACUGUGGUUCAAAAUCUUUGAGGAUGUCUUAGAAAUUUUGGUAAAAACAUGCCCUAUCCAGAUUGCGAUUGCAAGAUCUCAUAGUUGCAUUAGGCUUGUUCAACUUUAUGAUCAAAUUGUUCGCAUAAAUAACGAUGGAGGAAACGGGAGGGACAAUGCUGUAAUUUGGGAUUAUAUGUUGUACUUGAAAAUAGCAUGCGCAUCUUUAACUUCAACUAGUGAGCAACGUAUGCAUAUUCCAGAUUUAAAGGCAACUCAGCAAUCAUCAUCCUCUUCAAUAUAUUCUCCAUUGGUGAAAAGUCAUUCGAGGAAGAAGUCACAACAACUUUUUACCGUCCAACAUCAAAAGAUAACCAGUGCCAAGUCAAUUUUCAGGAUGGCAGUUCCUCUUCUGACAACAUCGAAGUCACGUUUGAGGGAUGCUAUUGUGGAAGGUUUGAGUUGCAUAAAUGUGAACAUUUUUAAAACAUUCAUACAGAGCAUCGAAUCUUCGAUUGAAAUCUGGGAAAAUCCAUUCAAAGGUGGUUUUUCAAGCGACAUGACAUUGAAGCAAGAAAUCUGCUGUGUUUUAAGUAAAGUGAUUUUCAAAUUCUCAAAAGCUCAUGAGGAUUAUUUGGACGAAUCAAUUCUACAAAAGCUUACACUUCUACUAUCGAACAUGUUGCACGUACUAAAUACCAAUCAUGCACAAACGAAUUUUAGAUAUCAGCGGUUGAGAAAAUACUUCUGUAACAUUUUUGAAACACUUCAAACAGAUUUGCUCGAGACUAACGAUGCUGAGAAGUGGUUCGGGUUUGAUUUUAGAAAGAAAAGUUUUGAGUUUUUAGUUGAAUGGACUGGAUAUGGUCAAACAGGCUCAAUUUUUUCUGAGAGAUAUAGUCUAAUGAGGAAAGCAAUAUCCACAGAGGACGACAAGUUGAAUCUUCAAGCGUCUUUGGAGAUGCAGAAACACCAAUUGCAGCUAAGUUCAAUAAGCUGUAUUUCCAAACUUUGUGGCAGUCCAAUUUCUGAAGGUGAUGAGUCUUUUGACUUCUUGACCACGUUUGGAUGGUUGGAUUCUUUAUUCAAAACCUACAAUGAAAAAAUUAGUGGAUUGGCAAGAAAUGCGCUAAUGGAUAUUCUAAUCGUUAACGGUAAAGUCAGUGAGAUUUUUGAAUUGAUCGUCAAAAAAUGCUACACUCAUGACUCAGCUCUAGGAAACUACUUUAUUACUCUUAAAGACGCCUUGAUAAAAGGUGUGAAAUUUGAAUAUGAAGUUUACCUGCCUCUUUCUUUGGCGUUGUUCUCAUCUGGAUCAGAAAAUUACAAUGUUAGAGCAGCUGCAGCGGUGUUACUCGAGUUCACAGAAAACAAAUUUUACAAAACGAAGAACAUUGCAAAUUAUGUUGAUGGCGUUUGUUGUAGAUCGAGAAUUAUAUACAAAAGGACAUUAUUCCAAUUAUCGACAUAUUUUGCAACUUCCCAUCCAGAGGAAAAAUUCAAGAUGAUUUCAGAGCUCACUUUAAUGUUCAACUUAGUUGGAUCCAGUCCAAGACGUGAUCUUGUUGCAGUACUCCUUCCAUGGGUUCAAACAGUUGAUCUUAAUUUAGAGAAUGAUACUCCAGACAGAGACAGCUGUUUGGUUGUGUUGUCAAACUUCUUUGACAUCACUAUGAGAUACAGUCAUAAAAUUCAAAACGAAUUAGAAGCAUUAUGGGUGGCAUUAGGUACGGACAGUACAGGAGAUGGUGUUAAAACAAUUUAUGACUACAUUAUCACCAAUUCCUUAGCUUUAAAGAAUUUAUCAUUUAUUGAGUGUUCAAGACAAGUCAUUGUUUCGUUAUCAACAAUUCCAUGCAAUUUCAACUUGAUAGAUUCUUUGAUUUCAAAUAUGGAACCGAAGUCUAUGAUUCCGUUUGAGCCUGAAGUUAGCAAAAUCUUAAUUUCAGAAAUAGAGAAACAAUCAUUUCCGGGCUUACCAUAUGUUGCUAAACUUUCAAAGCUAAUUCAAAAAAAUUCUUCUACAACAAUUCCAGCCUUUUCUUUGUGUGAACUAUCAAUGAUUUUCCUUUCUGAUCUGAUUUUGAUACCUAGCGAUAAGGUCAAGGAAAAUUUGCCAAUGUUGUUACAUGUCUCUAUUGCUCUUUUAGACCACCAACUUUUUGUUGUUCAAGAUCAAGCUGCUGCUUUAAUAAUUCAUUUGAUUCAUGAAUACGGAGAUGGCAAUAGUGAAGCAGGUCAGCAGACGAUCAGCUCAUUGAGAUCAUCUGAUUAUUCCAAAAAUCUAUGGACGUACGGAGACUUGACAUCUGUGAAAAAUAGUGGCAGAGUACCUGAUAGCAUGGAUACAUUGGUAAGAAAUAUCUUAAGUGUUUUUGAAGCCAAGAUACCAUCAAUUCAGAAAGACUGGAGUAUUAUGGCUAUCCACUGGGCAACUACAUGUAAGGUUAUGCAUGUAGCAUCAAGGUCUUUCCAGGUUUUCCGUUGUCUGAUUUCAUUUUUAGAUCAAACUAUGUUAAAAGACAUGCUAUCAUGCCUCACCAACACGAUAUCAGAUGAGAACGUAGGUAUACAAGGAUUUUCAAUGCAGAUAUUAAUGACGUUGAACGCAAUCACAUCCGAAUUGUACAGUGAACAGUUGAUUGCAUUUCCACAACUGUUUUGGUCAUCUGUAGCCUCUCUAACCACAAUUCACGAAAACGAAUUCAUUGAAGUUUUAUCAGCUCUCUCCAAAUUUAUUUCGAAAAUUGACUUCAACUCACCUGACACUGUUAAUUGUUUGAGCGCUACAUUCCCUCCUAAAUGGGAAGGAAAGUUUGAAGGACUACAAAAAAUCAUCAUGAUUGGGUUGCGAUCUUCUAACUCGUAUGAGCCAACGCUUAAGUUAAUGGGAAAAUUGAACCAACUAGAAAAUAGUCAAAUCAUUGGUGAUGGGAAACAUAGAGUUCUGUUAACUUUACUUGCAAAUAUGCCAAGAUUUUUGCACUCUCACACUACCAAAAGAUUUGCUGAAGAUAUCAUAACUGCGGGGAACUAUUUGGGUGAGAUGGCGGAUAAGAAUGAAGUAAUUGGAUUAUCCAGGAUAAUUGAGUCUUUGAUCAAGAGAAGAUUUAGAAACAAAGAAGAUUUCAUGAGCCAAAUUGUCAAUGUUUUAAAAAGACACUUUUUUCCACAAUAUGCGGCUGAGACUUUAGUGUUCUUACUUGGAUUGUUGUUCAACAAAAUCAGUUGGAUCAAAAUUGAGAUAAUGGAUUUGUUGAAACAUGUUUUUCGCGUUGUCGAUUUGAGCAGUGAUGAAUUUAUUGGUUUGGGUGCAGACUUGAUUGCUCCAUUACUCAGGUUGCUUCUUACCGAGUACGUGGACCAAGCAUUGGAAGUCCUAGAUGAGGCAGCAUCUAUCUCAGCGUCUCCAUUCGACAAACAUUACUUGAUGAUGUCUGCGGGUGAUUCGACAAUGAGAAAAGAUUAUGACAAAAUCGUGACGUUGUUUGGAAUUCCCGAUGACAGCGGAUGGUCUGUUCCUAUGCCAAGCGUCAGCACGGCGAUCACGAGAAACAAUAUUCAUUCCGUUUAUUCUACAUGCGUGAAAAGUAUAUUUUCUGCGGAAUCGCAGUAUGUACAGUAUAACCCAUUGACUCCUGAGCUUCAACAGCAAAUCAACCGCCACCACCAGCAGCAAGAACAGUUCAAUGCCGAUAAUGUGUCAGUGACAGACAAGGAUUCGUUGAGCAACAUGCUUGCUACGUUAGAAACCCUUGAUUCUUUCUUUACCAAAGAUGGCAAGGAGAUGCAGGGCAAUUAUGGACACAAGUACAGCAGCUCUGUAGACACCAGGUCGACAGCUACAACGAACACUACC
Messenger RNA from Pichia membranifaciens NRRL Y-2026, 6462 nucleotides. RefSeq lists its product as hypothetical. Gene Ontology annotation, cellular component: cell cortex; site of polarized growth. The record is from RefSeq and is a predicted model, not a curated record. Gene Ontology annotation, biological process: cell morphogenesis. The annotation marks the transcript as partial. The transcript has 2 exons. Lineage: Eukaryota; Fungi; Ascomycota; Pichiomycetes; Pichiales; Pichiaceae.